AUGCUGAAAGAUCUGCUGAAAACGGCCUUUUUGAGCCUGGUUGCCAGUCAACUGUCAUUGGUCGCCAGUGCUCCGGCUCCCCAACCAACGGCGCCUGGUAUUCCUUCGGCAUCAACAGCCCAGAGCGAGCUGGAAAGCCUGGUUGUGGAAGAGCAAGGGUCGCAAGAUGGCUACAGUCGGGACAAAUUCCCCCAUUGGAUCUCGCAGGGAAGCGGAUGUGAUACGCGCGACGUUGUAUUGAAAAGGGAUGGCACAAACGUAGUACAAGACGACAGCUGUGCAGCCAGCAGUGGAAACUGGAAAUCCCCUUAUGAUGGUGCGACCUGGACCGAUGCGAGUGACCUGGACAUCGACCAUGUUGUUCCCCUCUCCAAUGCCUGGAAAUCCGGUGCAUCCGAAUGGACAACCGAUGAUCGAGAAAGCUUUGCCAAUGAUCUCACUCACCCGCAGCUCCUGGCUGUUACCGAUAAUGUGAACUCCGCCAAGGGCGACAAGGGCCCUGAAGAGUGGAAGCCUCCGCUUGAAUCCUUUUAUUGUACUUAUGCGGAGAUGUGGGUCAAAGUGAAGUCGGUCUAUAACCUGACUAUCACGUCCAAUGAGAAGGCCGCGCUGGGAGAUAUGCUUGACACCUGCUGA
Penicillium argentinense is the source of this 636-nucleotide messenger RNA. RefSeq names its product HNH endonuclease family protein. Lineage: Eukaryota; Fungi; Ascomycota; Eurotiomycetes; Eurotiales; Aspergillaceae. The coding region runs from base 1 to 636 and encodes 211 amino acids. The record is from RefSeq and is a predicted model, not a curated record. The transcript is spliced from 4 exons.